CUGACUCUAGCCCCGCCCCCCCCUUCGCCCGACCGCCCAAUGAGCGGCCGGGAGCGUUUUUGAACCGCAAGUCGAGGCCCCCGAUUGGCCGAACCGCCCCCGGCUGGGCGCCGCCGGUCUCCGCCAUUGGCCGGUGCCCUGAGAGCGCGCGGCCUGUCAGCGCCCGCGGGAGGCCGGCUGGGCAGAGCGAGCGGAGCGCGCGAGCCCCGGAAAUGGCCUACAAGGAGAACGUGACCCCCGGGGCCAAGUAUGGGGUGCUGAGCGGGCCGGGCCCCCAGCGAGUCCCCCGGAAGGAUCCCUACGUGCCCAGCGGCACCCCCUCCGAGUCGCUGCUGGCCCAGAGGGCCAUGGCCAGCGCCAAUAAGAUUAUCCUGAAGUCCUCCAGCGUCCACAAGCCAGCCGUCGCGGGCAGGGUGCCCGCCGAACCCAGCUCCGGCGCCCCGGCGGCUCAACUCGCCCCCCCGCGAGUGUUCACCAUCAACGACUUCGAGAUCGGGCGCCCGCUGGGCAAGGGGAAAUUCGGGAACGUCUACCUGGCGCGGGAGCGGGCGUCCCGCUUCAUCGUGGCGCUCAAGGUGCUCUUCAAGUCGCAGAUGGAGAAGGAGGGCGUGGAGCACCAGCUGCGGCGGGAGAUCGAGAUCCAGUCCCAUCUCCAACACCCCAACAUCCUGCGCUUCUACAACUAUUUCCACGACAAGAAGCGGGUCUACCUGAUCCUGGAGUACGCGCCCCGCGGCGAGCUCUACAAGGAGCUGCAGAAGUGCCGGCAGUUCGACGAGCAGAAGACCGCCACGUUCAUGGAGGAGCUCGCCGACGCGCUCCUCUACUGCCACGCCAAGAAGGUGAUUCACCGCGACAUCAAGCCGGAAAACCUCCUCAUGGGUCUGAAGGGCGAGCUGAAGAUCGCCGACUUCGGCUGGUCCGUGCACGCGCCCUCGCUCAGGCGGAGGACCAUGUGCGGCACCCUGGAUUACCUGCCGCCCGAGAUGAUCGAGGGCAAGACCCACGACGAGAAGGUGGAUCUGUGGUGCAUCGGGGUCCUGUGCUACGAGCUGCUGGUGGGGCAGCCGCCCUUCGAGAGCUCCACCCACACGGAGACGUAUCGCCGCAUCACCAAGAACCGGCUGACUGCCAAACUGCGGAGGGCCUCUCAGUCACCAGUCGCCAGGGUCCCCCAUCGCCAGGCCGUCGUCCGGGGACCCCGGCUGCUAGGCGAGGUCACGCCUGGUCCUCUGCGCCAAGAAACCCUCUUCCCACCACCUCGUUAA
This is a messenger RNA of Mauremys mutica (yellowpond turtle), 1268 nucleotides long. RefSeq names its product aurora kinase C-like. Gene Ontology annotation, cellular component: spindle midzone; chromosome passenger complex; spindle pole centrosome. The transcript is spliced from 9 exons. Gene Ontology annotation, molecular function: protein kinase activity; ATP binding. The record is from RefSeq and is a predicted model, not a curated record. NCBI's taxonomy places the organism in Eukaryota, Metazoa, Chordata, Testudines, Geoemydidae. Gene Ontology annotation, biological process: protein phosphorylation; regulation of cytokinesis; mitotic spindle organization. Bases 213 to 1268 code for a protein of 351 amino acids.